Molecule: messenger RNA, 726 nt
Organism: Paramecium tetraurelia
Lineage: Eukaryota; Ciliophora; Oligohymenophorea; Peniculida; Parameciidae
Exons: 5
Cellular component (GO): axoneme
Molecular function (GO): dynein heavy chain binding
Source: RefSeq, a predicted model, not a curated record
AUGACAGAAGUUAAACCUCCUCGAGAGUCUUUGGUCAAAUACGAAAAUCCCAUUGAAGUCAGCAAUGCCAAUGAUGCCUCCAGGACCUUGCAAGGCAAAAAGAAAGCACAACUCUCACCUUUGGAAUCUAAGCCUAAUACAGAAGAUAUCUUAAAUGCGAUCCUGCCUCCAAUUGAAUGGGAUCAUGAUGGAAAACAUUAUAUUCAAUAUGUUUCACAUGUCCCAGCUACAAGGGAAGAUGUUGGAAAUUUGCAAAAACUAUUGGAUGAGAGAUUGUUGGCAAGAUAGGCUAGGUAAGAGACUGGAAUCUGUCCCAUAAGGGAAGAAUUGUUAAGUUAAUGUUUCGAUGAGAUUAUAAGACAAGUUACAAUUGAUUGUCCAGAGAGAGGACUAUUAUUAAUGAGAGUGAGGGAUGAGCUAAAAAUGACUAUUGCAGCGUAUUAAACUUUAUACAAUUCCUCUGUUACAUUUGGAAUGAGAAAAUAAUUGUAAGCAGAAAUGGGCAAGAGUGAAUUAGAAGAAAAGAUAGUUUAAUUAGAGCAGAGGAAAUAGAAGCUGGAAGAAAAGAGGAUUGAUUUGCUUAAUAAAAAGGAUUCCUUGGAUAAGAAAAUUAAAGAAAGAAAUUAGAUUGAAGAAUAAAAGAGAAAAUAAGAAAUCGAAUUUCUCAAAUAUUAAGGGUAACAUUUGGAAGCCUUCUUAAAAUCAGUUUAACCUGAGUUGAAGUGA